Mangifera indica (mango) is the source of this 708-nucleotide messenger RNA. RefSeq names its product VQ motif-containing protein 8, chloroplastic-like. Gene Ontology annotation, cellular component: nucleus. NCBI's taxonomy places the organism in Eukaryota, Viridiplantae, Streptophyta, Magnoliopsida, Sapindales, Anacardiaceae. The transcript has a single exon. The record is from RefSeq and is a predicted model, not a curated record. Bases 59 to 646 code for a protein of 195 amino acids.
AACCCUUCUGUAUAAUCCCUUUAAAUCCUGAACCAACUUGAAUUAAACCACCAUUACCAUGAGCCCCGCUAAGUUCCAUGAAGAUCACGAUCGUCCCUACGAGCGUUCAAAAAGUAGCAACAAAGAUUUCAUCAAUGGCGGCCCUCGUCCAUCUCCAUUGAAGAUAAGCAAAGAGUCUUACACCAUUCACAAAUCAUCCUAUUCACCGUUUUCUUCUUUUUCUUCUUCAACCUCCACGUCCUUACCUGGGGUUGUUCAUAAUGUCGAUAACAAGCAGCAGCAGCAGCAGCGACAACCAGUGAUUAUAUACACGCAUUCACCAAAGGUUAUUCAUACACAGGCGAGGGAUUUCAUGGCUUUGGUGCAAAAACUCACUGGACUUUCAAGCUCCACUUCCCAUGAUGAUGAUCAAGAACAAGAAGAGUCCAACAAUAAUAAGAACCCUAAUCUUGGUCAUAAUGAAACAGAUGAAAAUCAUGAUGAUUCAUCAUCCGUUUCUCACGUUAUGAAUCCUCUCUUCUCUCCCAAUUCAACUGAUUUCUUCUGUCCGCCGAGGCCAAUGCAUAGAUUUUCAGAUUACACUUCGCCAAAUAGCAACAAUCCAAUCUCGCCUUCGGUGUUGGAGUUCAUCAAGGAAUUACCAUGAUUAAAUGUGUAUUAUGUAGUGGUUUAAUUCAUUAAUUCUUUGAACAUUCACAUUGAAAUCUG